Messenger RNA from Oldenlandia corymbosa var. corymbosa, 1204 nucleotides. The record is from the annotation of a GenBank genome assembly. Lineage: Eukaryota; Viridiplantae; Streptophyta; Magnoliopsida; Gentianales; Rubiaceae.
AAUUAUUCGAGGGAGAAAGAAGUCCUGAAGGGAGGAGGGGUUUAAGAGAAAGAGGUUUAAGAAAAACCCAUGGGAGGCAACCAGUCCACGCCUUCUUCAUCAUCAAACCCUAAUUCUCCCAGCGCCACCACCAUGCCAUCUUCAAAUUCACCUUCAACAACCGAAUCGAAGCCCCAAUCGGAGCUGUUCCCUGAACCAGAACAGCCGGCAUCCCAAACCGGAGCUCAAGGAUCGUCAGAUCCGCCACCGCCAUCGGAGGUACCGCCGGAGAAUUCAGAAAUCAAAGAAGGCGGCGGCGCGGCAGAAGGGGAGGAGGAGGAUGAAGACAAAGAGGAAUGUGGGUUUUGCAUAUUUAUGAAAGGCGGUGGUUGUGCCAAGGAGUUUACUGCUUGGGAGAAGUGUGUGGACGAAGGGGAUCGGAACAACGAGGAUAUUGCGGAGAAGUGUUUUGAACUCACCUCUGCCUUGAAGAAGUGUAUGGAAGCUCAUCAGGAUUAUUAUGCUCCAAUUUUGGAUGCUGAGGCGGCUGCCCAUGAGAGGGCCAAGAAGGAAUUCGAGGAAGAGGAACAGAGGGAGAAAGAGAAAGAAAAAGAGGGCGUGACACAGGUCGACGAAUCUGCGACGGCGGCUAAUAAUUCUGAUAAAGGUGGAGUCUUGAGCGUCUCUGAGCAAGGCAUUGAGACCAGAGAUUCAGUCUCGAGUCCAUCUGAACAAGAGAAAAAUUAGGAGGGAUCUUGAUUUUUUUCAAUUGUGAAGCAUUUUUGAGCUGAUCGAAGUUAGGAAUGAUAUAACUUGAAUUGUGUAAGAUUCUUCUUAAGAUAAAUGACCGGAAAUUCGAAAGGUUUUUUACAACAGUGAAAUAAUUUUUCAAUCAUUUGUGGUUCAUUAUUGUAAUUUAUAGUAUUUGCACUUCGAGUUAAGAAGAGUUCUUGGUUUGUGGUUUAUAGUAUUAUUCAAUAAUUUGGUUUACUGUUCGGGUAUGUUUUCUUUUUGUUAUGUAAUCGCAUUAAAUCCGGUUGAUGUAUGUGGCUUUGGUGCCUGAUCUUGUGUUUUUGUUUGGUCAACUGAAUUAAUUAGACAUUGGCAUGGAUGAAAUAAUCUGGUUGAGAAUGUAUUGCUAGUAAAUCUUAUGCAUAAUUCAACUUUUGCAUCUUUUAAAGCUACAUACUAUUCAGUUUUGAAGGAUGAAUAUCUUCAUUGCCAU